AACUCCUUUAUACAACAAAAUUAAGUAAAGAACGCGUAAUUGGGACGCCGCCUGUAUUCUCUUCUCACGCCCAUUUGUUGAUAUCAUCUCGUCGUCAAGAAAGCUUGAAGAUUUUGAGAGAGAGUCAUGGGGGUGUCAAAGGAGCAAGUGGAGUCGGCACUUAGGUCAAAACUGUCUCCUUCUCAUAUCGAAGUGAUUGAUACAUCCGGAGGGUGUGGUGCAAGUUUCCAAGUUGAGAUUGUGAGUGAAGAAUUUGAAGGGAAGAGAUUGUUGGAAAGGCAUAGGAUGGUGAAUGGGGCACUGGUUGAGGAGAUGAAAGACAUUCAUGCCCUUUCCAUCACCAAAGCUCUCACUCCUGAUCAAUGGAACAUUAAGCAACAAGAAUCUGCAACUUCUCAACCUCCUUCUACUACUACUUAAUAUUAAUAAUCAAUAGUACUAUUUUGGUUGCAAUAAUAUUAUCCUUCACAUGUAAUCUCUUGCUUAUGUAUGUGUCUUGCUUGACAAAUUGUAAUAACAAGUAGCCUGUAACAUGGUGUGUGACA
Lactuca sativa (garden lettuce) is the source of this 545-nucleotide messenger RNA. RefSeq names its product BolA-like family protein. Lineage: Eukaryota; Viridiplantae; Streptophyta; Magnoliopsida; Asterales; Asteraceae. Gene Ontology annotation, cellular component: nucleus; cytosol. Gene Ontology annotation, biological process: protein maturation; intracellular iron ion homeostasis. Gene Ontology annotation, molecular function: 2 iron, 2 sulfur cluster binding. The record is from RefSeq and is a predicted model, not a curated record.